This is a messenger RNA of Gopherus flavomarginatus (Mexican gopher tortoise), 1215 nucleotides long. It is a transcript of the gene NAGK, whose product is annotated as N-acetylglucosamine kinase. The transcript has 9 exons. The coding region runs from base 47 to 1195 and encodes 382 amino acids. Gene Ontology annotation, molecular function: N-acetylglucosamine kinase activity. The record is from RefSeq and is a predicted model, not a curated record. Lineage: Eukaryota; Metazoa; Chordata; Testudines; Testudinidae.
CUGGAUCAGCUGAUGCGGGCGGGCCGGCCGGGUGUGCGGAGCUCUCAUGGCGGCGCUGUUCGGCGGCGUGGAGGGGGGGGGGACCCACUCCAAGGUGGUGCUGAUAUCUGAAGAUGGCAAGAUCCUGGCAGAGACCGACGGGCCCUGCACUAACCAUUGGCUGGUCGGCUCAGACAAAUGCCUGGAAAGGAUCAAUGAGAUGGUCAGCGAGGCCAAAGGGAAGGCAGGUGCCAACCCGCAGGUUCCCCUCCGCUCGCUGGGGCUGUCUCUGAGCGGGGGGGAGCAGAAAGAAGCCAUCAAGAAGCUCAUUGAGCAGCUGCAGACCCGCUUCCCGCAGCUGAGCGAGAACUACUACAUCACCACGGAUGCCAUCGGGGCGAUGGCCACAGCUACCGACCACGGUGGCGUGGUGCUGAUCUCGGGAACCGGUUCCAACUGCAAACUCAUCAAUCCUGAUGGGUCGGAAGUUAGCUGUGGAGGGUGGGGUCACAUGAUGGGAGACGAGGGGUCAGCUUUCUGGAUCGCGCACCAGGCCGUGAAGAUUGUGUUCGACUGCCUGGACAACCUGGAAGUGCCGCCCCACGACAUUGGCUACAUCAAGCAGGCCAUGUUCGAUUACUUCCAGAUCUCUGACAGGAUGGGCCUCCUGACGCAUCUCUACCGGACGUUCGAGAAAUCCAAGUUCGCGGGAUUCUGCCAAAAACUAGCCGAGGAGCCUCUUCGGAGGCGAGCUGGGGCUGCCGAUCCUGUGCGUGGGCUCCGUGUGGAACAGCUGGGAAAUGAUGAAAGAAGGGUUCCUCAAAGUCCUGAACCAGGCCCGGCCUCAGGAGCUGCACAGCAUCUUCUCCAAGUUCACCCUCUUGAAGCUAAAGCACUCGUCAGCGCUGGGCGGAGCCAGCCUGGGGGCCAAGCAUAUAGGGCAGGUGCUGCCUCUGGACUACACUGCCAAUGUGGAUGUCUUCUACACACACUCCUUCUAGGGCCCCAUGGGAGGACUCAGCUCUGCUCCCUCGUUCCCUGCCCUGGCCAGUGCUCUCUGCCUAGGCAGCAUCCGGCUAGGCAGCCGUACUUUUUAAAUUGUUCCUUGGUUUGUGUCUCUGGUGCAGCCUGUGGGGGUGGGGUGGGGAAAUCUAUUUACAUAGACAGGAAUUGCAUCUGGCUUUUUGUGUCAAUGUGUUUUGUAAUUCAUCAAUAAAAGGUCACAGACACAGCUGA